Molecule: messenger RNA, 1603 nt
Organism: Humulus lupulus (European hop)
Lineage: Eukaryota; Viridiplantae; Streptophyta; Magnoliopsida; Rosales; Cannabaceae
Product: vacuolar-processing enzyme alpha-isozyme-like
Exons: 10
Coding region: 71-1525 (484 amino acids)
Biological process (GO): vacuolar protein processing
Molecular function (GO): cysteine-type endopeptidase activity
Source: RefSeq, a predicted model, not a curated record
UAGGCAUAGAGCUUGAUCACUAUAAAUUAAUGAAGCUGAAGAUGGCAAGCCAGUUCAGGUAGUUACAAAGAUGAGGUGGGGAAAACUUUUUCUGGCAUUGAUUCUUGCAAUAGUUAGGGUGUUUUCUUUAGAGUCAGAAGCAAUACUUAAUGAUGAGAAGGACCAUAAAUAUCAUACUAGAUGGGCAGUGCUUGUUGCUGGGUCCGCAUAUUAUCAGAACUACAGGCAUCAGGCUGAUAUAUGCCAUGCAUACCAAAUACUAAAGAAAGGUGGAUUGAAAGAUGAAAACAUUAUUGUUUUCAUGUAUGAUGACAUUGCAUUUAACCCAUACAACCCUAGGCCUGGUGUUAUUAUCAACAAGCCCUACGGUCCUAAUGUUUAUGCAGGAGUUCCCAAGGAUUAUACAGGAGAACAUGUUACCUCUGAAAAUCUUUAUGCUGUGAUUCUUGGUAAUAAAAGUGCUGUGACUGGAGGUAGUGGUAAGGUCCUUGCCAGUGGUCCAAAUGACCAUGUUUUCAUAUACUAUGCCGAUCAUGGUGCUGCUGGAAUACUCGGUAUGCCAGGUGAAACAGAUAUUGUAUAUGCAAAAGAUCUCGUAGAUGUACUGAAAAAGAAGCAUGAAAACAAAGCUUACCGAAAAAUGGUAAUUUACAUCGAAGCCUGUGAAUCUGGGAGCAUAUUUGAGGGGCUUCUUCCUCAGAAUAUAAAUAUAUACGCAACUACAGCAUCAAAUCCAAACGAGAGCAGUUUUGCAACGUAUUGCCCCGACGAUGAUUACAGCUCUCCACUUUCUGAAUACGACACGUGCUUAGGGGACUUGUACAGUGUUGCUUGGAUGGAGGAUUGCGACAAAGCCGACUUACGUAAUGAAUCUUUGGAACACCAAUAUAAAGUGGUUAAAAGAAGAACAAUUAAUAGCAAUUUGGGAGAGGGAAGUUCUCAUGUGAUGGAAUAUGGAAAUAUGCAACAAAGGACUGAUGUAGUGGAGUCUUACAUGGGCUCAAAUCCCACAAACGACGUCAACUUCACUUAUUCAUUCAAUCAUGUCGCUCCUCCUGCUCCUCGUUCUCCACAUCAUCAUCAUCAUUUCUCAUCAUCAUCACGAUCAACGCCUGUAGUAGUGAUCAACCACGAUCAACGUGAUGCAAUACUCCUUCAUUUUUGGCACAAGUUGCGUAAGGCUCUGAGUGGGUCCCGAGAGAAGAAUGAAGCACAAAAGCAGUUUGACGAAGAAAUUCAUGGAAGGAAGGUGACAGACUAUAGAAUAAAUGAGAUUGGAAGGCUUUUGUUUGGGUCUCAGCAGAAAAGCUCACAAGUUUUGAACCAUGUUCGAUCACCGGGCCAACCCCUUGUGGACGAUUGGGACUGCUUUAAGAUGCAUGUGAAAACAUACGAGAAGGAGUGUGGAAGAUUGACAACUUAUGGAAGGAAAUACACACGAGCUUUUGCCAACACGUGCAACGCUGGGAUUACUACGGACCAGUUGGUAGCAGCUUCAAUUCCAACUUGCUCCACUAUGAAAUGAAAUGUAUAAUCUUUAAAUACAUACACACACACAUAUGAACUCAUUAUUAUAAUGCCAAAUCAUAUAUAUAAAAAUAAA